AUGUCCGACGUCCUGGAUGGCGGUGGCGAUCGAACGACUUUAUGGCAAAGGGAUUGUAUGAGAAUGAGGAAGAAAGAACUAGAGGAAUCUGAUGUUUUUUCCACUGCUCACCAUCAAGUUCAGCAGCAGCUCCAAGUCUUGUCGGUAUCCAGUAGGAAUCCAGGUGCAGAAAAGAAGCACAAUCGCUCCGUAUCAGAUCUGAGCGAUCUUUCAACGCCCCGAAACUUUGAGGACUUUCGCAAGAAUGCCCUGCUCUAUACCCAUGUUAUUGCCUUCACCCUGUUUGAGCUCGAGACCAUCACCAAGAGCUUCCGUUCUGACUACAUUCUUGGUGAGGGUGGCUUUGGAACCGUCUACAAAGGUUACAUAGAUGAGAAUGUUAGGGUUGGCCUCAAAUCUCUCCCUGUUGCUGUUAAGGUCCUUAACAAGGAAGGCCUUCAAGGACACCGUGAAUGGCUCACGGAGGUCAACUUCCUUGGGCAGCUCAGGCAUUCUAAUCUGGUGAAAUUGAUUGGAUAUUGUUGUGAGGACGACCACAGGUUACUUGUUUAUGAAUUCAUGUUCCGGGGAAGCCUUGAAAAUCACCUCUUCCGAAAGGCAACUGUUCCACUGUCUUGGUCAACAAGGAUGAUGAUUGCUCUUGGGGCAGCUAAAGGGCUUGCUUUCCUUCAUAAUGCUGAGAGACCUGUUAUCUACAGGGAUUUCAAGACUUCAAAUAUUCUACUGGACUCGGAUUAUACGGCCAAACUUUCUGACUUUGGACUCGCUAAAGCAGGGCCACAAGGCGAUGAGACACAUGUAUCAACACGAGUUAUGGGUACCUAUGGUUAUGCAGCUCCUGAAUAUGUCAUGACUGGGCACCUUACUGCCAGAAGUGAUGUUUACAGUUUUGGGGUUGUUCUUCUGGAGCUGUUGACAGGAAGGAAGUCCGUGGACAAAACAAGGCCAAGCAAGGAGCAAAGUUUAGUAGAUUGGGCCAGGCCGAAGUUAAAUGACAAGAGAAAAAUGCUUCAAAUAAUAGACCCCAGAUUAGAGAAUCAGUACUCAGUAAGGGCAGCACAGAAAGCUUGCAGCUUGGCAUAUUAUUGUCUGAGCCAAAACCCAAAAGCUAGACCUUUAAUGAGUGACGUAGUUGAGACUUUGGAGCCUUUACAGGGCAGUAGUGGAGUGUAUGAAGUCUCAUCAUCAUCAUCAUCAAUAACGCCGACUCUUAUGUGUGGUGGGAGUCCAUUUGUGUCUGGAAGGAUUCCAGAUUAUAGGAUGCAUCACAGAUUUGGUGGGACUGUUGGCAGUGCUGUUGGUUGCCGUUCUUCCAACCCAAGUUGUUCCCCAGGUGGCUCUGCUGCAUGCCGGGUUAGAUGA
Molecule: messenger RNA, 1362 nt
Organism: Fraxinus pennsylvanica
Lineage: Eukaryota; Viridiplantae; Streptophyta; Magnoliopsida; Lamiales; Oleaceae
Source: the annotation of a GenBank genome assembly